ACCACCGCCGCCGCAGCCUCCUGCAGCGCCGGCGGUAAACUCUGCGCAGGUGGCGGCGCUCCAGGUCGAACUGAGCACCGUGCGCGAGAACCUGCGCCUGUCCGAGCAGCAGCGCAUGCAGGAGAUCAGAAUGAUUCAGGAGGUGAGAAAGGCGCUGGAGGAGGCCCUUCAGGAGAACGCCGAUCUGGAGAGCCGCUACCGACGCGACGUCGAGCAGCUGAAGACGGUGACGGCAGAGCGCGAGCAGCAGCUGAUGGAGGACGCCGAGGCGCGCCUGCGUGAAAUGCAGCGCGACUGGAAGCGGCGGCUGGACGAGCGCGAGCGGGCGGCGGAGGAGCGGACCGCCGCCGUCCGACAGGCGGUUGAGGUCGAGCUGCAGGCGGAGCUGACCGCCCUCAGCGACCAGCGCGCCGUCGUCGAGCAGAAGGCGGGCGAGGUGGAGCUGCUGCGCUCGUUCGAGGCGGAAGUGGUCCAGCUACGCGGACUGACACAUGAGCUGAUGCGCGAGCUGCGCGUCGGCAACCGCCAGGUGGAGAUGGCCAAGAUGCAGGAGGCGCUGGUGACCGACGAGAACCAACGGCUCAACGAGCUGGUCAGGAAGCAGACCAACACCAUCAACAGCAUACAGAAGGAGCUUCAGAAAGCCCGCCAGCAGUCGGAGACGGAGCUGGAGCAGACGCGCUCGUCGCUGACGGCUGAGUGGGAGGACCGGGUGCGGGCGGAGCGGAGCCGUCUCAAGACCGAGCUGGACACCCUGCAUGCUGAGGAGAAACACCUGGCUGUCGAGUCGACCCGCCUCCGGCUGGAGCAGGAGAUCCAGACGCUGCGGCAGGAGGGCGAGCAGCGGGUCCACAGGCUGGAGCAGGAGCUGAGUGUAGUCCGAGAAGAGCUCGUGCAAAAGGAUACGACACAUCAGGCUGACCCUGAGCGGACACAAAAGGAGGCGAAUGGCGCUAUUGACCUCCUCAAAGAAAAACUGCAACCACUGAACGAUGCACCGCAGUCCGCGACGACAGUACAGUCGGUUCGGGAAGAAGACAUAGACUCCUCACCGCUGGCGAACGGACGCAGCAGUGGGACGGACGAGGACGAAGAAGGAGACGAUGCUGAAGAGGACGAUGACUUUGACGAGGAGGACUCCGAGGCGGCCGGAGAGGAGAUUCGGCGAAAGCACCGGCGAGACCUUGAGCACCUGCUGCGCGGCAGCCAAGACCAGCGGGCCGCCCUGCAGGCUCUGUUGCAGACAUACGAGACCCGUGCGGCGCAGACCCAGCAGCAGCUGCGCAUGGCACACGCCGAGAGAAACCGUCCCGAUGCUCAGCCGGAGCGGCCGGUGGCAGGCGCCGCUCGACUGGCGGCCGUGCUGACGGCCCUGCAGGAGUGCGGCGACCAGCUGGUGCGGCUCAUCGCCGCCCGAGACGAGCAGCGGCUGAGGGGAGUCUGUCCGUGCAGCUGAGCUGCGGCGGUGCGAGCUGUCCGAGAGACCUACGGCGGCGGCCAUCGUCUGGAGACG
This is a messenger RNA of Pollicipes pollicipes, 1513 nucleotides long. RefSeq names its product golgin subfamily A member 6-like protein 6. Bases 116 to 1456 code for a protein of 446 amino acids. The transcript has 10 exons. The record is from RefSeq and is a predicted model, not a curated record. NCBI's taxonomy places the organism in Eukaryota, Metazoa, Arthropoda, Thecostraca, Pollicipedomorpha, Pollicipedidae.